This is a messenger RNA of Sclerotinia borealis F-4128, 1419 nucleotides long. Lineage: Eukaryota; Fungi; Ascomycota; Leotiomycetes; Helotiales; Sclerotiniaceae. The record is from the annotation of a GenBank genome assembly.
AUGACUUCGAGAAGCUUGCCUAUUCCUGCACCUCCCAGGACACCCACUCCUCCAACUCCUAUUCCAGAGAAGCAAGGCAGCGAUACAUGGAGACAGCAAGAUGGCACUUCACGAACCGUGCACUCAGAGAUCCUCUUGGAUCCAAAUGCUCUCUCACCUACGUUUUCAAACACAGGUAGAUUUGGCUCAAUGGGUACCCCAAUGUCUCCCCCUUCAGAUUUCUCUAGUCCAAACCUUCAACCAGACGGGAUGAUGAGUCUACCACCUACCAGAGGAGCCGCCAAUCCUUUCAACUUUCAGACUCAAACCAUAAAUGAUGCGCCAAUUGCCAAUUCGAAUAUUGGCCAGCGAAGAGGUCAUAGAUACAAACACAGUAGUGUCUCAACCCAACAUCAAAUCUUUCUCGAGCCACCUCCUCGAGCACCCCUCGCUCUCCCUGCCUCCCUACCUACCCCUACAUUCAAAGAAGCAUGGAGAAGCAUGUCCAAAGAACAAACGAUCCGAAUAGCCUGGUGUCUCUGCCACGCCCUAAUAUCCGCCUUCGUCCUCUACAGCGCGCAAGGCUCGCUAGCCCUCACCGCACUAUCCCAUCUUAUAUUCUUCGAUGCCGUAUCCGCCACCAUCUGCGUCGUGGUCGAUGUAUUCUGCAACUUCGAAGUAUGGAAACGAUCCUCGAUCCGUCACCCAUUCGGACUCGAACGCGCCGAAGUUCUCGCAGGAUUCGCCAUGUCCGUUUUUCUCCUUUUCAUGGGUUUCGAUCUCAUAUCCCACAAUCUCAAACACGUCCUGGAAGGACUAGGCGAACAUUCUCCGCACCACCCGCAUUCCCAUCAACGCGUUAGUCCCGGAUCUGUCGAUACCGCCGCUUUACUCUCGAUAGUAGCGACACUCGUUUCAGCAAUCGGACUCAAGAACCACGCACGAAUAGGAAAAGCAAUGCGUUUCGCCUACAUAUCAUUUCUCCCCUCGGUGCUCUCAAACCCAUCACAUUUUUUAACUCUCAGCUGCAGCACCAUCAUGCUCCUCCUCCCCCUCCUCACAAUCUCCCUCUACAUCUGGCUCGACCGACUCCUCUGCACCGCCAUUGCCCUCUCCAUGUUCUUCCUUGGCGUCCGCCUAGCUACGGCCCAGGGACUCAUGCUCCUCAUGUCCUAUUCCGGUGCUGGCGUAUCGGAAGUCAUGAAGGAGAUUGAAUCCGAACCAUCGGUCUCAACAGUCGAGGAAGCAAGAUUUUGGCAGGUACAUUAUGGAUUAUGUAUGGCGAAUCUCAAAUUGAGAGUCCGGGGCGACGAAGGAAAUGUGCUAAAACUGAGAGAGAGGAUCAAGACAUUGGUGAGGAAUAAACUUGGGGGUGGAUACGGAAAUGGUAGAGGCAUGAAGUGGGAAGUUACGACGCAACUGAUUAUUGAUGGGAAAUAA